AUGGCCACACUUCCUCCAGCCCGCGUGAUCCUGUGCGGCCAUUCAAUGGGUGGUCUUCUAACAGCAGAAGUUGCGUUCGCAGCUCCUCCUGGUCGAGUUAUCGGCUUAAUUUCGUUCGAUGUUCCGUUCCUUGGAGUGCAUCCACAUGUUGUAUUAAGUGGUAUUGCCUCAUUAUUUAAGAAGAAAGAAGGCAAGGAUGAAGCCGAAGUCAACGAUCCGCAGCAUGUCGAAAUAGUUCCUAAGGAAGCUGGGAGACCUUAUCUUCAAGGCUCAGACAGUAGUAUGAGUGUGGGCCUUGGGGCAUCUACAAGUUCGCUUCCUACUCCCAACCUCGAUCGAUCUCCAACGCCCUCAACCGGCUCACCGUUGCUUAGCCCUCCAACCCAUCCAUCACGCGGUGCUCUCAAUUCCGCCUCCCCCUUCGCUGAAUCACUUCAUCUUAGUGGGCCUAGUGCACCUGUCCGCGUGGUCUCUCCUAGACUCGAACAAGCUUUCGAGACUUUUGGUCUCGGUCCUAUUCCCCAAUCCGUACACAACGUGGUCCAUUUCCUCGACAAACACUGGGGAUUUUCGGGUAUCAAGGACUGGAUCGUUCAAAUUUUUGAAUUCGGAGGAUGUUUGUUGGAUCCACAGGGAUUAAUAAACCGGUAUGAGAAGAUGCAAGCGUGGGGGUCGGACGAAACGGCUGGACCAUAUGGUAGAGGGUGGGUUAACUUGUGGACGGUCACCGUUCCAAAACGAAGGGGCGAUAUGCCUGGCUGGCACGCCUCACUGCCGGAUGACGAGGAUCGUGAAGCGGCUCUUUCUGAAGCUAUGAACUUGUCGACGAUGAUCAGCGACGAGACAAAGCAGAAUGGUUUGUCCCCCAGACCAUCAGUGUCAUCGACUGGGGCGAGCUCCAUUCAAUCAAGCGUAUCCCGAACUGAUACUCUAAUAACCACGCAAUCGACUACGCCAUCCGAAUUUACCCAAUCUAGCAAGAGGAGUGAUGAUAUCAAAACAGCCCUAGAGGGACUCCAGGCCCAAAUGGCUAUGGAAUCAACGACAAAAGAAGAAAAAUCUGCCCUCAAAGAGAAGGAAAAGGAACUCAAGUCCCAGCAGAAGUCUUUGGAGAAGGAGGAAAAGGUCGCGCGAAAGGAGGAAGAACGCCGGACCAAGGAUGCUGAACGCCAGGCAAAGAAAGAGGCCAAAGAACGGCAAAAAGCUUUAGACGCAGCGACCAAGCGUGCACGAGAGGCUGAUAAGAUUGAUUCGCCACACCACUUUGUUGUUCUGCCCCGAAAGGGUACUGAUCAGAACUGGAUAUGCAUACCUGUCGCAGGCGCAGAUAGCGAAGUAACUGCGCACUGUGGCUUAUUCUUCCGAGAGGAAAACCAUGAGUAUGAUAGAAUGGUGACCGACGUUGGAAACAUUGUUCGGGGCUUUUGGGAUGGUGAUGGAGGGAUGAGGCACAUGAAACUUACUUCGUAG
Messenger RNA from Rhizoctonia solani, 1470 nucleotides. RefSeq names its product alpha/beta hydrolase family protein. The transcript has 3 exons. The record is from RefSeq and is a predicted model, not a curated record. The coding region runs from base 1 to 1470 and encodes 489 amino acids. Lineage: Eukaryota; Fungi; Basidiomycota; Agaricomycetes; Cantharellales; Ceratobasidiaceae.